Messenger RNA from Lachancea dasiensis, 726 nucleotides. NCBI's taxonomy places the organism in Eukaryota, Fungi, Ascomycota, Saccharomycetes, Saccharomycetales, Saccharomycetaceae. The record is from the annotation of a GenBank genome assembly.
AUGAACACGAUAGUGUUUAAACACAGCCAGACAAAACUGAGUUCUCUCAGCAUUGCGGGCAAUUUUACUCAAUGGGAUAUCAAACCUAUGGUUUUCAAUGACCAAGAUCAACAAUGGGAGUUCCAAUUAGACCAGGAUUUAUUGGCCAAAUGCGAAGUCAAGGGUGGAAAGGCUGUGACCCUUUUCAAGUUCAUCGACGACUCAGGUACGUGGUUUACAGACGACAACUUUGCGAAGGAGUCAGAUGAGGUUGGAAACGAAAACAACGCGAUGUAUAUGACACUCGAAGAGAUGGCACCGCAGCAGCAGGAGGAGAGUGUCUUAGGAGGAGGAGAAGGAGGGGGAGUAGAAACCAGCGUAGGAGUGGCAGACGAAGAAGUUUACGAUGAAAACGGCGACGACUACGAUGAGGAAGAGCUUAUAGGCCGCGAAAACGAGCCUUCGAGUCCCGAUCCAACUCCGAUGAAUCCUGUGGCCUCGCAAGAAACGCCAGUUGUCAUCAACGAAUCGGACUUGGAGGACAACUACCACGAAACCCAGGAGCAGAGUUUGGAGCAGAACCGCUACGAUGGGCCUGUGAGUAGAAGCAGACAGGGAUCCGCAGAAACGGACGUUUCUACCAAGGGUGAUCCUAAGGACUACAAUAACCUGCUUCACAGCAUAAUCUUUUUCUUCCGCAGCCUAUUCUACCGAUGGUUCGGCGUAGGAAAGCGAGAACACCAGUGA